Messenger RNA from Microtus ochrogaster (prairie vole), 856 nucleotides. RefSeq names its product 6-pyruvoyltetrahydropterin synthase (gene Pts). NCBI's taxonomy places the organism in Eukaryota, Metazoa, Chordata, Mammalia, Rodentia, Cricetidae. Gene Ontology annotation, cellular component: mitochondrion. Gene Ontology annotation, biological process: tetrahydrobiopterin biosynthetic process. The record is from RefSeq and is a predicted model, not a curated record. Gene Ontology annotation, molecular function: 6-pyruvoyltetrahydropterin synthase activity.
GAAGCGCAGGUUGCUCCGGGGUCUCGGGCCGGAAGACAAUGAGUGCGGCUGGCGGCCUUCGUCGCCGCGCGCGACUGUCACGCCUCGUGUCCUUCAGUGCGAGCCACCGGCUGCACAGCCCAUCUCUGAGCGAUGAAGAGAACUUGAAAGUGUUUGGGAAAUGCAACAAUCCCAAUGGCCACGGGCACAACUAUAAAGUUGUGGUGACAGUACAUGGAGAGAUCGAUCCUGUUACAGGAAUGGUUAUGAAUUUGACUGACCUCAAAGAAUACAUGGAGGAGGCCAUCAUGAAGCCCCUUGAUCACAAGAACCUGGACCUGGAUGUGCCGUACUUUGCAGAUGUUGUGAGCACGACAGAAAAUGUAGCUGUCUAUAUCUGGGAAAGUCUCCAGCAACUUCUUCCUAGAGGAAUACUUUAUAAAGUAAAAGUGUAUGAGACUGACAACAACGUUGUAGUAUAUAAAGGAGAAUAGAUCUUAGAGUUGAAUUAUAGAAAUGCUGACUGCUUUUCUUAGUUGGAAAAGCUCUUUGUCCCUUUAGACUAUCCAGCAGUCACCACAUACUUGUGUCUCUACAUUGUGUUCUGAAUUGCCUGAGCGUUCAAAUGUGUAAGGUCCACAUUUAAAUGUAUUUAAAUACCAAACUUUCAAUAUAUCUUGAAUAUAUUUUUAGUGAGGAAGCAGGGAAGAGCUGAGGACUGAACCAGGGUCUGUCCCACGCCAAACAUGCUGAACUGCACCCAUUCCAAUCCUCUCUGUGCCAUUUAGAGAUCUGUUGUCUAAAAAUUAGUGCCUUCUCAGCAAAAUGUUUUGGUGUGGAAUUAUUUAGAGACAAAAUAAACCCAUUUUCAUUAUAU